Messenger RNA from Myxocyprinus asiaticus (Chinese sucker), 7452 nucleotides. RefSeq names its product caspase 8 associated protein 2 (gene casp8ap2). Gene Ontology annotation, molecular function: transcription corepressor activity. NCBI's taxonomy places the organism in Eukaryota, Metazoa, Chordata, Actinopteri, Cypriniformes, Catostomidae. Gene Ontology annotation, cellular component: PML body; mitochondrion. Gene Ontology annotation, biological process: Fas signaling pathway; extrinsic apoptotic signaling pathway via death domain receptors. Bases 238 to 6312 code for a protein of 2024 amino acids. The transcript is spliced from 10 exons. The record is from RefSeq and is a predicted model, not a curated record.
UUUUGCGAAUGUACGAGGAUGGCGCCGAGCUGGUGGAAAUAUGCUUCAAGAAAUGUUUAAAUCGUUGUCUAUAAGCAAAUAGAAUAUUCAUAUGUCCUUACAAAUGACAUUAUACGUGCGUGACAGCAUGGAUGUGAGAUCCUGAACUUCGAUCUAUAGUUUUUGGAUCAUCUUUCGCCUGUUGUCGCUUGCUUGCUACCACAGAAACGGGUAUUGUUCACGAGAACUGACUGAAAAAUGGAGGAUCAUUUAAUGGAUGAACUCUAUGGUGAUCUGGAUGACAAACCAUCUGGUACUUAUGUACAACAUGAUGAGGACUCAAUGGACAUAUACUCUGGGUUGGAGAACAGCCCUAAGAGUUAUGGGCACAGAGGUAAAGUCAAUCCUUUUCUUUCCCCAUGUACAAUGGAAUCAAUGGAUAUGUAUGAAGAAAUCAUCAGGGAAGAACAAGAAGAAAAGGAGGCAACGUACAGUGAGUUGAAACAAAAAUUUGAUGAAGCACAAAACCAGGUUAAAGAAUUGUUCUCAAAGUUACAGCUACUGCAGACAAAGAAUUCAAGUUUGAACACUGAAAACACACUUCUGAAGAAGAACAUCUGUUCUCUCAUCAAGACGGCUAGAAUGGAGAUUGUACGUAAAGAUGAGGAGAUUAGCAGACUCAGCAAUAGGUUCGGUCGAGGAAGCUAUGGUCAAAAUUUCCGCCGAUCUGAAAUGGAAAGUGGUCAGACAAACUCAAGGCACUGUUUGAUCAAUGCUACCAGUUCUCUUUCAGAAUCUAGAGAAUGUGGACAAGACAAGGUUAUAAAGGAAGUACAUCAGCACAAGAGAAACACUGUGCCGGGUCACUGUGCUUUUCCAGCAGCAACAUCAGCUGUAGCAUCACAAUCUUUUGAGGUACUCUUGAGGUGCCCAAGAACUGAUCUUGAAAGUCCUUUGCCUUGUCAGAAAAAAAACGAUUCUGCUAUAUCUGACAGUAAGACUGUCACUGUUCAACCAGAGCACGAGGUUGGACAUGUCCAUCCUAACAAAACAUCGGGGAGUAUAAAAGAUCACACCACGUCCACAGUGACAAAUGUUUCAAACUCUCAUAAAUCGUACAACUCUAGAUCGAAUGUUGCUGAUACAAAUUCUGACAGUGGUAUUAGUAGCUUGGAGGACAAUAAGAAUUAUUCUUCAAAACGGGUAGACAAGCCAGAAAAGUCCCAAAAACGCAAAAACCAUGACAAAGAGUGUAACUCACAGGAGAUGGACCUGUUGCAAAGAUCUCAGAACAGAGUGGAUGGCAACUUGAGCCAGUCUGGAAGAACUGAAAGACAGCUGACAAAAGAUAGCUGUAUGUAUAUUGAAAACAAGAAUCAGCAACCUGAGGUUCCAGUCAUUCUUAGAAGUUCCGAACGAUCUAAAAGCCCUUCCUUCCAGUCGCACAAAACCUUGCCAUCUGAAGUCUCUUCCCAGUCAUCCAAAAGUUCAGUGAAGACUGCUGCAGAUAUGGAGACACAGGGUCAAGAGUACAUGCAUAAUCAAUUUCAAGACAGAACAAGCAGUGGAACAAGACAGUCUGGAUGGAGGAGUACAGCUUGUGCUGUGGUGGAUGAUGCUAGCCAUUCCCAAAACCACAAAAUGGAAAAAAGAAAUGCAAGUGGCCAUCAAAGGAGAGAGGAGAAAAGCCAACGGGAGAGUUCCAGUGCAGAGAGGAGGAGCGCUAGAACUGAAAGAUGCAGAGAGCAUGAGCUAAAGAAGCAAAAAGAUAGUGACAGGAGUAAAAAACAUCAGGGCAACAGAUGCAGUAGAGAAAGAAGCAACAGGUCAGACGGCAACAAAGAGUAUAAGCGAAGGAGUGCAAAGGAGGCAGAUUAUAAACAUAAAAGAUGUAGAGAAUGGAGAUCUAGGAAACAAGUUGAUGCCUCAGACAGUAGGCAUGCUAUUUCUUCUCCCAAGUGUGAUUCUAAAAGAAAGGAUAUUUGUAAGGGAAGAGCAUCAGGAAGAAUCGAGGAGCCAUUGUUAAACAGCAAAAAGUCUCAUAGCCAUGAAAAUUCUAGAAAGAUGGAAGAUUCUAUAUGCCCUGUCAAAAAUGCAAGUGCUGAAAAGGAUUAUAGUAGAGGAAAGGGUGUAGGCAAGGACAGGAAACGAAAGGAAGAGGAGCGUAUGGUACAAAAGGAUGGAAAAUCUAAAAAUGUAGCUCUUACCAAAGGUGACAUAAAGAACCAUUCUCCAGUAAAGCACAAAAUUGUCAGAGAAGGUAAACAUAGUAAGAAUGUUCAGGACACACAUCUUGAAUCUGUUCAUACACAAUCACCAUCAACUUUAGCGAUCAGUAAGGGUCCGUGCAAAUCAAAUGAGGAUAAUAGUGCAGACAGAAAACUGACUUUCAUGGAAACACUGAACCUCACCUUAUCACCUCUUAAAAAGCAGAGGCCGCCCUCUGAUCCUAUGGAACCUACUGGAGCAACUUCUGAAGAAGCCUCGCCUGAUAAUAGCAGAUUAUCUGAGUUUGGAAAGGAUUUCAUUGUUAUAGAUCAACUAAAAAACAGCCAAAAUAGCAUUGAGGAGAAAGAUAAGGACCCUGAGCAGACAAAUGCAAUUGAACAGCUUGACCUUACCAGUUCUUGCAAACAAUCAGAACAAGUUGAUUAUCUCUUCACAGCAGUGUUCUCUGAAAAGCCCUCAGACGAAGAAACCAAUAUAAAGGUACAGGAAGAGAAUGUCCCUGAGAGUCAUGAAGCUGUGGAUAAAGAACCAGCCAUUUUUUCCACCUCUGAGAAGGAAAUAGGCAAUACAAUAGACUUCAAUGUAUCAGACAAUGGUUCCUUAUCAAAUUUAAACCUUGAAAGAGAAUCUCCAAGUAGCAUCUGUCAGAACUGCACAGAAGACUCUCCAGGAAUUAUAGAGAAUAUUGUUGUCUCUAAUGCUUUGCCCACUAAAAUAUCAGAAUUGACAGUCUUGGAUAAUACUCCUGAUUCAAUAGUUGAUGAUCAUCAACAAAAAGUUCCUUUCUCCACUGUGUCUGAGGAGAUUUCUCAGAAGAGAAUCCAAAGGCAUUCUCAGCCCAAGUCUCAGGAUUUAAUACCAGCACAAAAUGGGAUUUGUCUUGAGGACAUGUUCACUGACAAGGCACGCAGUAUUCCUGUGAGUAAUUCUGGGACUACUGAGAGUUCUGUAACCAUGGAAGUUUCCCUUAGCAAUAAUAGUGCAAAUCUUGAUGACCAAAGCAAAGUUAUUUGUAAUGUUGAAGUGGGUACUUCAAGACAAUACAAUGAGAAAGCAGGUGAUGCAUUUGAAAGUCAAAAUUUUUUUGAAAUAUCCCAGGCAUCUGAAAAUAUGAAAACAUCUGAAAUAAAGUUAAGUGAUCAUGACACUACAGCUCCAAGUGAUACCACUGUCAGAGAGGAGGCAAUGUCUUCUGUGCAAGGUGGUUCCUCAGAACCAGAUUCAACAGAUAAAGAGAAACAGAUCUUGAAGCCAUCUAGCCCUCUUGUGUUUCCCCAUGAUGAAGACUCCAUGAUGCUUACCCUGAGGAACCUCAGAGUUAUUCCAGAACCAAUUAGCCCUCUCACAAGCCCAGUCCGUCAGGUGAAAAAUGUACAGCCUCAACGUGCUGACAAGCAACCACAUGUCAAGAGUCUUAGCAAAGACCUCUCUACCACAACAAGUGGCGGUGAUAAAGACAGUGUGAAUAUGGACAUGAACAAAGAAAAUGAGUCGCCUGACUCCUCUGUCACACCUACUUCCCAUAAAGGGACAAAAGACGGCCUCUCAGCUAGUGGAACUGAGCAAGAAGAGCUGGAGGAUGGUGAGAUAGUGAGUGAGAGUGAAGAAGAGGGACCUCUGUUUAUCCAGACUCCUCCAAGAGAACAGGACAAAUCAACCUCAGGGACUCAUCCAAGUCCCAGGAUAAAUGCAGGUGGGAAAAGAGUGUCCCAAAAGAAAUCUAAGGUCCCUACUAAAUCUGCUGAGCAAACAAAGAGCCCAAUGACUGCUGCUGCUGAUGGCAGUCCCACUUCAAGUAAGAGACGCUUUAAAACUGUCAGCCCACCAUUAAAAGCAGCAGUCCAUACCUUAGAUGAAUUCAUGGGCAUGUUAGCAACCAUUCGAGUUGAGCUGAGGAAAAAGUACAUGAAGCUUCACAGAAAUGUCACCAAGACUGCCUUCUGCUGUAUUGUGGAUAUGUCUCAUGCCUCUUUUACAGAAUUCAUCGAUUCUGUUGACUUGGACAAAUUGGGCUGCCAGGGUAAUGACAUCAAAGUUAGACUUAAUGAGAUUAUAUCUUCUAUCAUGAGCAAGGUCACCAAGAAUGGUAUUGUCAAUCGUAUCUUUGAGCAGAGAGCUGGAGACCUCAAGCAGAAGUUGUGGACAUUUGUGAAUGGGCAGUUUGAUUUCUUGUUCAAGGAACUGAAGGCAGCCCUUAAAAAUGGGUCUGAGCCAUCUGUGAAUGCAUGCUCAUCUGAACAUAAAAGUACAACUCUUAAGGGAAAAGGGUUUGAAAGUGAGGUUAAAAAAGAGCUGUUUAGCACAUCUGUUCACAGGGUCAGGAAAGCUAAAGUUGACACUGGAAAUUGUGGCAAAGAGGCCCCUACAAAUAAUCUUCCCCACAGGGGCCUUGGUAGCAGGGGUAAAAAUAUUAAAGCAAGCAUGACAGAAGACGAUCAGCCGGCAAAGAUGACAUUGCAACAACUUCCUAGCUCAUCGUCUGAAAAUUCUGCCUCUGAAAGUACCUCUGGAUCUGAGAAUAAAAUCUCUUCCUAUGUCCGUCGUCUCUCUCAUAAUGGAUCAGCACAGGAUAGGUCAGACUUUGAAAUUCUCACAGAGCAGCAAGCAUCAAGCUUGACCUUUAACUUGGUCUCUGACUCUCAAAUGGGAGAGAUAUUCAAGUGCCUUUUGCAAGGGUCUGAUUUGCUUGAUCCCAGCAUUCCAGUAGGGGACAAUCAGAGCUGGCCAGUCAGUACCCCCCGAAAGGAAGGACUUCCAGGAGAGAGUUUGAUUGGGAUUAUGACCCCCAACAAGACAACCCCAUCUAAAUUCAUAACAUCCUGGUCUUCCAUUUCCCCUUACAAGUUUGCUUCUAACAGCAAAAUGCUGGUAGAUCCAGCAAUUCUUGAUGAGAGCUGCUUAUUAGAAGUCCCCUCUAAUUCUGAACCAUCCCAGGUUCCUUUUCAAUCAUCUGUAAUAUCUCAGAGAUCCUUUUCUAUUUUGGCAGAAGAUCUAGCUGUGUCCCUUACCAUUCCCUCACCUCUGAAGUCAGAUAGUCACUUGAGUUUCUUGCACCCUGGAACUGGUCAGCCAUUGUCUGCCCCAAAUAGUGUCCUUAGUGCCCAUUACAGUGAAGAUGCUCUUCUAGACGGAGAAGAUGCCACAGAGCAGGACAUCCACCUUUCUCUGGAUACGGACAACUCCAGUUGUGGGUCGAGUCCCAGCAGAACUUGGGAGGGUUCUGAUCCAUGUGGUUUCCAGUUCAAACCCAAUUUACCAAUGCAGGCUGAGGUAAUGGAGAGGUCAAAUGAUCAUUUCAUUGUGCGAAUAAGACAUACAUCUACUACUAGCCCAAUCGAAUGUAAUCAAAAUGAAGGAAAAAGAGAGCCAGCAUUAGAUGAAGGUCCAGAGCCAUCUUUGGAGCCUAACCUCUCUCUUACUACACAUAAUGACAUAGGCUCUGCCUCUGGAGAGACAGACAAAAGCCCAGCCAAGGCAACUGUGUUAUGUGACAUUUCAGAUAAAGGAAUAGAAGCUCGACCUUCAAGCCGAAUAUCCCCAUCUGAAGGUGUCUGUAAUGACAGCUUGUUUGGUCUAUCCAAUGUGCAGCAUGUUUCCAAAGAAGCAUGUGUUACUGUUCUUGAGGCAAGCAGUGCAACAGAGCCUGAAACAACAGAGAAGGUGUCAGGAAAUGCAAGGAGCACCACUCGGAGCCAAAGUGCACCAGAGGCUGGAACGGAGGGGGUUUCAAGGAAACGCAAGGGACAUCACUCGGAGCCAAAGGCAAAGCAUUCCAAAAUGGAGAAAUCCCAAGAUAAACGGCACAAGUCCAGGCAUAAAAAGAGGUCAAAAUUACCCAAAGAAAAAGGCUCAAAAACUGCAGUUACUCAGGUGUCCCCUAGCAGCCUGUCAGCUAAGAAUGUAAUCAGGAAGAAAGGGGAAGUGGUGGUGACAUGGACUAGGGAUGAAGACCGGGAUAUUCUCAUCGAGCUGAAAAUGAAAGGUGCUUCACCCAAGACUUUUGCUGUUCUUUCAAAGAAGUUAAAGAAGUCAACAGAACAGAUUGAGGAGAGAUUCACCCAGUUGAUGAAGCUGUUCAAGAAGAAAGAGAAAAUGAUUAACUGAUUUAAAAAGACAAAAAGACUCUCUAGCUAAUGCACAUAUAGUAAUAGACUAUGGAAGGAAACAUAAAAGUAUCUGAAAAUUGGAUGGUAACAAAUGUGUAAAUGUUGACCUGUUUGAAAAAGCACUUACAAUUGCAACCCACAAAAAAAAAUCUGCAGUAAACAGUAUAAAGUGGACUUCUUAGCACCUCUUUUUUUUUUCCUUUGGUUAACAUUGUGUUCUCAGAUCACCAAAAUUCAUAAAUUACUACACCGCAUACAUUGAUUUGGUUUGAUCCUAAUAUUUUUUUAACCCCAAAUAUAUUUAUUAAACAGAGAACCAUAAGCAGUGUGGUCUAUUCUGAAAUUUAACUUGCAUACUCUUGGUGAAAGAUAUAAAGAUACAGCUAGUCAAAGCAGAUAAAUUGGUUUAUAGUGUUUUCUGUGCAUAAAACCCUGUAUAUAACAUUUUCAUCUAUUAUAUUUUGGUAAGUUUGUGAUUGCACAAAGUACUGCAGUUGCUGACCAUUUUUAUUCAAUGAAAUGAGCAGCAAAAAAUAAGUAUUUGAAGAACAUGACUUGAAUUAUGUUUUGUAAUUACUUAAAGUUACUAAAUUGUAAAAAGUUUUGCAGAGUUCAAAAUGCCUUUUUUAAGACCUACCUCUGAAGAAAACAACUGCUUUUAAAAUGUUGACAUAAAUGGUUGUAAAUCUAAAUGGUUUUAUAUCUUUUGUAAUGUGAAUGAGGUUGAUAUCAGUCACAGGUUUCUGAAUAUAGAGACAGAAAAAAACCUGUCAGUGUCACUUUGUUUUGUAAUGGUCCAAAUUUGAAUUUACAGUCUUUGUUCCAUCAGUCAUUUUGAUUUUAUAACUUAUGAGUAACAAGUUUUUGUUGCUUCAUAGCAAUUGAAUGAAGGGAUUGUUCCCGUGUGUGUGUGUGUGUGUGUAAAGUGGAAUUAAACUGAAAGAUUUUUUAUGUAUUAACAAACUGCAACAUUUCUUUGUUUUUUCACCUUUUCCCAAAAAUAGAGAAACCUUGAUGUGGGAAAAGUACCUUUUUGAAACUUGUUUUGUAAAUAUUGUAAGUUCUGAUAAACCUUUUAAUUUUUUGAAAUAAAGCAUAUUUAUUUAAAGAAGGAAGUCCUUUUUGAGACACAAAUUGC